Molecule: messenger RNA, 2015 nt
Organism: Tachysurus vachellii
Lineage: Eukaryota; Metazoa; Chordata; Actinopteri; Siluriformes; Bagridae
Gene: hs6st3b
Product: heparan sulfate 6-O-sulfotransferase 3b
Exons: 2
Coding region: 416-1606 (396 amino acids)
Cellular component (GO): membrane
Molecular function (GO): heparan sulfate 6-sulfotransferase activity
Source: RefSeq, a predicted model, not a curated record
CCUUGGCUGAGGCAGUGUUGGGCUCCUCGGCUGGAGGAGACGCUGCGCUCAGGACACGCGUGAUGCGCUCCGGAUGAAUGGAGGUGAGCUGAGACACGUUGCAGUGUUUUCACCACAGGGAGCAAUCUGAUCGAUCCUCUCACACUUUGUUGAGCGCACACACGUGAAUGUAAUCCGCUCAGAGCAUUUACGCGUUGGAGAGACGGAUUUUUCACGCCUCGGUUCACGUGCUCGUGUUCAAACUUUAACGUUGAGGUUGAGAUGGAUACAGAAGACGGACACUUCACCUGACCGCAUCAACAUGUAGCAUGGGUCUAUUUUUACCCUCCCUAUAAAGGCAUGAUGUCUUCAGGGAAGAUCUGGUGAGACAGAUAAUGAUUCAUACUCGUCGUGAGAACAGUCCCCUGUCUUUAUCAUGAACGAUAAACCCAAUAAACUGUUGUUCAUCCCGGUCUUGGCUGUGCUUUUCGUGAUGAUUGGCUAUCAGUACAUCUGUCCAGCAGGCAGCCAGUCGUGCCAUUUGCGGAACGGCGGCGAUCCGAGAGCGCGACACGCGGCUGUAACGGACGAGGCGCCGCACGUGGAGCGCGAACUGGCGCAAGACGCAGCGUCCAAGUGCAACUUCAGCGAGCGCGAGCUGGCGCGCCGCGUCGACUUCGACAUGAAGGGUGACGACGUGCUUGUGUUCCUGCACAUCCAGAAGACCGGCGGCACCACAUUCGGGCGGCACUUAGUGCGCAACAUGCGCCUGGAGCGGCCGUGCGACUGCCAGACGGGCCAGAAGAAGUGCGCGUGCCGGCGUCCGGGACGUGACGAGUCGUGGCUCUUUUCACGUUUCUCCACGGGCUGGAGCUGCGGCCUGCACGCUGACUGGACCGAGCUCACUAACUGUGUGCCAGCCGUUAUGGACAAGAAGCGCGCUCCGAAGCGGAAAAAGAACUUCUAUUACAUCACCAUGCUGCGGGACCCGGUGUCACGCUAUCUGAGUGAAUGGAAGCAUGUGCAGCGUGGCGCCACUUGGAAAACGUCUCUCCAUAUGUGUGAUGGACGCGCGCCUACCCAGGCCGAGCUACCUUCGUGUUACAGUGGUGAUGACUGGUCAGGUGUGACACUGGGAGAAUUUAUGGCAUGCCCACACAACCUGGCUAACAACCGGCAGGUCCGCAUGCUGGCUGACCUGAGCCUGGUCGGCUGCUACAAUCUCUCGUCCAUGGGUGAGCGCGAACGAGGUGCAAUCUUGCUCGCCAGCGCCAUGAGCAAUCUGAAAAACAUGGCUUUCUACGGACUGACCGAGUUCCAGCGUAAAACACAGUACCUGUUUGAGCGUACUUUUCGGCUGCACUUUAUCGCGGCAUUUACGCAGCUCAAUAGCACACGCGCUGCUGGCGUGGAAUUGCGGCAAGACGUUAGGCAGCGAAUCGAACGCCUCAACUUCCUGGAUGUUCAACUCUACAGGUUUGCCAAGGAACUAUUCCUGCAGAGAGUGCAGUUUGCACGCCAACAGGAGAGGCAGGAGCGGCGUUGGCAACAUGACCAGAGUAAAAGGCAGUGGGAAGAAAAGCCUGCCACCACAGAGGACUACACCAGCCAGGUGGCACGCUGGUGAUGCUCACAAAAAAAGGCACACUGAGCCAAGUUGUACAUGGGGUGGCCAUCUUCUCAUCUCUUAUUCAUUCUUCUCUCUUCUUUUUGUGUUUGAGAUGCAGUUCCAGUCAGCACACUGAGACACGAUUCCUUAAACACGCACACGACUAAUAUCUGAAACGCAACAUCGGUAGCUUAAAAUAUGGCUACGGAAUUUUUCUGCCAUUAAAAUUUUCCUAAACACAGACUGGCAUCUCAAAUGACCACACAAACACACGUUUUGUAUUCUGUUUCACUGAAGCACAGUGGAAGACCAUCUGCCCCGGCGGUGUCUUUGUAUGUGGCUUUAUGUGAAGGCGUCUUUGAACACGAGUCUAGAUUUCCAUUCAGAAGUGAUCAGUCAUCACACACACUAAGGACACUCACCAUUU